GUACAACCCCACUUCCGUUUGAAUGUUUGACCUCAAAACAUGAAGAACGUGAUAUGCAAAGUAUAAAAUACCGACAUCCUCGUCUAAUAUUUCCCCCUGACUGCAGUCGAAGACUGGUAAUACGUGGAUUAUACAAGGAUUUAAAAUGGCAGCCAUAAAAAGAGGGACAGUUUUGGGAAUUCGCCGAUGCUUUUCGUCAGAAAGUUCCUGUAUCAGUAAAAUUGCAAAUCAUGCACAAUUUCUUUCCCAACGAAAUUGUUUACCUUUCAGCAUCAACUAUAAACCAGCAAAGUCGUCUCCACAAGUGUGCUGUCUUGGUAGAAUCCAUACAUCUAGUGAGAUGGCUUCAAACGUGGGUGAUCCUGAAUCUGAUGCAAGACAUCUGACCAGUUUUAACAGAAAAGUGCUUGUCUGGUCGGGAACAUAUAAAUCUGAUAAGGAUAUACCAACCAAUGUCAGUCACAAAACCAUGAAACGAGCACAAGACAAGAUGAGAGUCAAAGUGAAUUUCGGAAUGAUGAUUGCAACUGUAUUGGCUGCAGCAGGAUUUAUUAUAUGGGGGCGUAAAUCGGCUAAGGCUGGGGACUCAGUUGUUAAACGAUCCCUGCGAUGGCAUGAGGAAGCAAGACAGGAACAUAUUUUAAAAUCUAAACUGAAAGAAGAACAAGAUGAGAGUGUUAAAUAAGAUCAAGGUUGUGAAGGACUAAAUUAAAAUUCAUACUUCAUUUAUUGGUAUUCCUGCAAUGUUAUUUAGACUAACACAUCUUUAUCAAGUGUCCCCAAUAAAGUGAGACACUUUUUAUGUCCCCAUCAUAUAGUGUGGGGCCAUAUUGUCUGCCUAGGUGCAUUUGUUGGUCCGUUUGUCUGUACAUCUGACAGUUUCUCCAAAACUGCUAGAUAACACUUUCUAAUUUUUAGGGAUAACUUUUGAGUACAUACAGAUCUGGAAGAAUUUUUCUUGUCUCAAUACCUACUUCAUGUUGGCCAUUUUGAAAUCCAACCCUCAAAUACACAGGCUGGUAUCGAAAGAUCUCUCCGCUGUGACAGAGCAUGCUAUUUUUCAUAAAAAC
Molecule: messenger RNA, 1070 nt
Organism: Owenia fusiformis
Lineage: Eukaryota; Metazoa; Annelida; Polychaeta; Sabellida; Oweniidae
Source: the annotation of a GenBank genome assembly